AUGAAGAAGGCCAAUCGUCGAGAGGUUCAACUCAACAAACCCACAAAUCCCAGUCUAGCGAAGCAAACAGCUGGUGAAAGUUCGCACCGACCCCAUGGCAGAGUUGGUAGGUUUCCGGAUAAGGCCAAGGACGAGCUAAGAACGUUGGAUCAGGCUAUGCUGUCUGGUGUGGAAGUGGAGGCUGAUACCCAAUUGGCACUUCAGGGUGCACAAGAGGCUGCGAAGCGCAUCCAUCCACUUUCGGGGCCUGCGAAACGUGUAGUGUCUGUUGGCCAAGGCGCACAAGCGGAUCUCCAUACUGCACAGGGUUUCCAGGACACCUAUCUCAAACCCCUCAAGAUAUUCGACACUGUUAUCGGAGAGAUUGCGAAUGUAUGCAGGUCCUCCUCUCGAUCACAACCGAACUAA
This is a messenger RNA of Suillus subalutaceus, 408 nucleotides long. RefSeq lists its product as uncharacterized. Lineage: Eukaryota; Fungi; Basidiomycota; Agaricomycetes; Boletales; Suillaceae. The coding region runs from base 1 to 408 and encodes 135 amino acids. The transcript has 3 exons. The record is from RefSeq and is a predicted model, not a curated record.